AUGAAGCCGCUGGAGAAAUUCCUGAAGAAGCAGGGCUCGCACCUGGCGGGCCGGGCCGGGCCCGGCCCUGGGGGGCUGCAGCGCCGCCAGAGCGUCUCCCGCCUGCUGCUGCCCGGCUUCCUCCGGGAGCCCGCCGAGGAGCCCGAGCGGGGCAUGGAGCCGGCCCAGCCCGGCGGCGACGGGCGCUGGCUGGAGCUGCGGCCCCCGGACGCCGCGCUCCGGUCCCCCUCGUCCUUCUCCUCCGAGGAGCUGUCCCCCGGCGGCGGGGAGCCGCCGCUGAGCCCCGACCCCGCCGCCACCUGCUGCUGGCCCCCGGGGCCGCCCGACAGCCCCGAGCGCCUGCUGGAGGCGCUGCUGGACCGGCUCGGGGGGGGGGCGACCUCGCACGGCCAGGGCUGCGACGUGCUAUUGGACGACGUCAUCCUCACUCACUCGCUCUUCCUGCCGACCAAGCACCUGCUGCAGCAGCUGCACCAGCGAUAUCCUUCGGGGAAGGCCCCGGGGGCCCCUCCAGGAGGUUGGGGGCAGAAGCGGGCCGUGCUGACCGUGCUGCUGCACUUCCUGGAGACCUACAAGGGCAUCCUGCAGGAGGAGGAGAGCGCUGGGAAAGUCAUCAAGGAUCUCUACCUGCUGAUCAUGAAAGACGCCUCCCUCUACCCGGAGCUGGAAGACGAGAUCCUGAGACUGCACCAGCUGGUGGAGACGGUGGAGCUCAAGGUGCCCGAGGAGACCCCACCACCCAGCAAGCAGGUCAAGCCACUUUUCCGGCACUUCCGGCGCAUCGACUCCUGCCUCCAGACCCGGGUGGCCUUCCGGGGCUCGGAUGAGAUCUUCUGCCGCGUGUACAUGCCCGACCACUCCUACGUCACCAUCCGCAGCCGCCUCUCGGCCUCGGUGCAGGACAUCCUGGCCGCGGUGACGGAGAAGCUGCAAUACUCGGAGGAGCAGAGCGCCCGCGAGGAAGCCCUCGCCCUAGUGGCAGUGGCGUCGUCUGGAGAGAAGGCCGUGCUGCAGCCCAGCGAGGAGUGCGUCUUCACCACGCUGGGCAUCAACAGCCACCUCUUCGCCUGCGCGAAGGACGCCAUUGAGUCGCUGGUCCCGCUCCCCGAGGAGAUCCAGGUCUCGCCGGGCGACACCGAGAUCCACCGCGUGGAGGCUGAGGAAAUAGCCAAUCACAUGACGGCCUUUCACUGGGAACUCUUCCGCUGCAUCCACGAGCUGGAGUUUGUGGACUACGUUUUCCACGGGGAGCGGGGCCGGCGGGAGACGGCCAACCUGGAGCUGCUGCUGCAGCGCUGCAGUGAGGUGCAGCACUGGGUGGCCACAGAGAUGCUGCUGUGCGAGUCGCUGGGGAAGCGCGCCCACCUGCUCAAGAAGUUCAUCAAGAUCGCAGCCAUCUGCAAGCAGAACCAGGACAUGCUGUCCUUCUAUGCCGUGGUGAUGGGGCUGGACAACGCGGCCGUCAGCCGGUUACGGCUCACCUGGGAGAAGCUUCCGGGCAAGUUUAAGAACCUGUUCCGGAAGUUUGAGACUCUGACGGACCCCUGCCGGAAUCACAAAACCUACCGGGAAGUCCUCUCCAAGAUGAACCCGCCCCUCAUCCCCUUCGUGCCCCUCAUCCUGAAAGACCUGACGUUUGUGCACGAGGGCAGCAAGACGCUCCUGGAUGGGCUGGUGAACGUGGAGAAGCUGCACUCAAUCGCCGAAAAAGUGAGGACAAUCCGGAAGUACCGCAGCCGGCCCCUGUGCCUGGAUUUGGAGGCGUCGCCCAGCCAGCUGCAGACCAAGGCCUACGUGCGCCAGUUCCAGGUGAUCGACAAUCAGAACCUGCUCUUCGAGCUCUCCUACAAGCUGGAGGCGAGCAGCCAGUGA
Messenger RNA from Emys orbicularis (European pond turtle), 1872 nucleotides. It is a transcript of the gene RAPGEFL1, whose product is annotated as Rap guanine nucleotide exchange factor like 1. The record is from RefSeq and is a predicted model, not a curated record. Bases 1 to 1872 code for a protein of 623 amino acids. Gene Ontology annotation, cellular component: plasma membrane. The transcript has 15 exons. Gene Ontology annotation, biological process: Ras protein signal transduction; positive regulation of GTPase activity. Gene Ontology annotation, molecular function: guanyl-nucleotide exchange factor activity. NCBI's taxonomy places the organism in Eukaryota, Metazoa, Chordata, Testudines, Emydidae.